Beta vulgaris subsp. vulgaris (sugar beet) is the source of this 1035-nucleotide messenger RNA. RefSeq lists its product as uncharacterized. The coding region runs from base 1 to 1035 and encodes 344 amino acids. NCBI's taxonomy places the organism in Eukaryota, Viridiplantae, Streptophyta, Magnoliopsida, Caryophyllales, Amaranthaceae. The record is from RefSeq and is a predicted model, not a curated record. The transcript has 9 exons.
AUGGGUUCAGAAAUUGUUAAAAUUUGUGACCUUUCUAAGGCAUCAAAGCGGUGUUCAAUUAAAGUAAGGGUGAUUCGUGUUUGGGAGAAGCCCGCAUUCAAUAAAAAUGAUGUCGUUGAAAAGAUAGAUGCUAUUUUGAUGGAUAAGGAGAAAUCACUUUUGUCUACCUUUUCAUCGAGGUUGAAGGAAGGAAAAUACUUGGAGGUCUCUAAUUUUUCUGUUAGAGACAAUGAUGGUGUAGAUCGAGGAACUAGACAUACUUAUAGAAUUGAUCUAAAUUAUUCGUCCCAUAUUGCUGAGUGUGAGGAUUUACAAAUUGAUUCAUAUGGAUUGGAGUUUGUCACAUUUGAUGACAUACUAUCAGAGAAAUAUUCAAAUGUUUUUUUAAUAGAUUUUAUUGGAGAAGUUAGUGGCUAUAGUUCUAUCCAAGAGAAACCUUCUUCAAAAUUGAUGACCAUUGAUCUUAUAGAUUUAGAGAAUAAGUCUCUUACAUGUGUGUUGUGGGGUAAAUAUGCUGACGAAUUCACUACAUACCUCAAGACUAGGAAGGAUGACGAAAGUAUUAUUGUUGUUGGACAACAAGGAAACAGUAUUACGUAUCAAGGUGAGAUUCGGAUCGCAACUUCUCGCCAUGCAACUCGAUUAUUCAUCAACUCCGAAAUUCCGGCAAUUAUGGAAUUCAACAACAAGAAAAAUGCAAUUGGAGCAAGAACAAUUUCUCCACGACCAAGUGAGAUAUCAACUGAGACUAAUGAGUUUCUAAAAGAGGAUAUCGUAAAAGACAUUAGUGAUUUGAUGCAGUGUGAACAGUUGGUACUACGAGUCAUGCAAAAUUUGUAUAAGGGAGUCAAACGAGAUGGUGAUAAGAUAACUUGCAAAAGGUUCAGAUUGAAGAUAAUAGUUUCUGACAAAACAGAUGAUGCAACUUUUGUUCUAUUCGAAAAAGAGGUGCACAAGUUGUUGGAUAAAUCCGCUUCAGAUUUGUUAGAAAUGCAAGUGAAGAUGUAUUUUCUGGGCAGUUUUUUGUCAGUUUAA